UCAAUUCAGGAAAUGAUCUCGGUGACCGAAAACUCUGAAAAUUCAGCUGAUGGCAAUAUUGUUAUCGAAACAAAUGAUGGAGUUGCUCACAAUGUUGAACGAGUCUUUGUGCUGCAGAUUCUGACAAAGUAUGGCCUUGCCGACAACAAUGGUUUUGCUCAUGACAACCAUGCUUUUGCUGCUGACAACGCAAAUGGUGCUGACAACAAUGGUGCAGGGGCUGAUGACAACGCAAAUGGUCUUGCUCAUGACAACCAUGCUUUUGCUGCUGACAAUGCAAAUGGUGCUGACAACAAUGGUGCAGGGGCUGAUGACAACGCAAAUGGUCUUGCUCAUGACAACAAUGCAAAUGGUGCAGGGAAUCAAAAUGGUGUGUAAAUGGAUUUGAGGAUGAUCAGGUUGCAGGGAACCUUUGUGCAGAUCAGCGCAAAGGCAUUGUUGUCAUGAGCAAGACCAUUUGCGUUGUCAUCAGCCCCUGCACCAUUGUUGUCAGCACCAUUUGCGUUGUCAGCAGCAAAAGCAUGGUUGUCAUGAGCAAAACCAUUGUUGUCGGCAAGGCCAUACUUUGUCAGAAUCUGCAGCGCAAAGACUCGUUCAACAUUGUGAGCAACUCCAUCAUUUGUUUCGACAACGCAAAUGGUCUUGCUCAUGACAACAAUGCAAAUGGUGCAGGGAAUCAAAAUGGUGUGUAAAUGGAUUUGAGGAUGAUCAGGUUGCAGGGAACCUUUGUGCAAGGCAUUUGUAUUUUUUGUUUGUUUGUGAGUAGUUGUUUUCUUUUCUAGAAUUGAAUGCUUCAGUGUUUUACACGAAUUUAAAAAUACUUUUAGCAUUAUGGUGGUUGUUUUGCCUGGUAAAACCGGUGCUCAUUGUUUUUCCAUGCCAUGUGACUCAAACCCAUCUUUUCCUUGAAUGAGUACUUAUAAUUUUUAAUA
Molecule: messenger RNA, 932 nt
Organism: Medicago truncatula (barrel medic)
Lineage: Eukaryota; Viridiplantae; Streptophyta; Magnoliopsida; Fabales; Fabaceae
Product: putative proline-rich receptor-like protein kinase PERK6
Exons: 2
Coding region: 13-378 (121 amino acids)
Source: RefSeq, a predicted model, not a curated record